Messenger RNA from Aplosporella prunicola CBS 121167, 1255 nucleotides. RefSeq lists its product as uncharacterized. NCBI's taxonomy places the organism in Eukaryota, Fungi, Ascomycota, Dothideomycetes, Botryosphaeriales, Aplosporellaceae. Gene Ontology annotation, molecular function: oxidoreductase activity. The record is from RefSeq and is a predicted model, not a curated record. The transcript has 4 exons. The coding region runs from base 142 to 1101 and encodes 319 amino acids.
UUUGUAGAUCUACUGCUACGACAGUUUGUCAUCAAAGUUCUAUGCUACUCGACUGACGGUAUAAAGCUUGAGUUAGAUCAUGAAGAGAAUUUUCCAUUUUCCAUGAAAUUAAGCUUGUAUACCUGAUGUUGAGAACAGGAUAUGCUGCUACUCUCCUCUCCUCCUACUCUCAUCUUUGGUGGCGCAUCAAUUGGCGAUGCCUACAACACUGUCUCCGCCGUAUCUGAUCUCCUCUCAACACUGCAAACUCUUGGAAUCCAUCGAAUCGAUACCGCAGCAAGGUACCCCUCACCUCGCCCAGGAACGUCAGAGCUUCUACUUGGCGAGGUUAGCGCAGCAAAGCAAGGUUUUGCCAUUGACACCAAGAUAAUCCCACUUGGCGAUGGGUCAGGCAGUCUGGCGCCCCAGGCCGUUGGAAGGUCGCUAGAUGGGAGUUAUCAGAGAUUGAAACUUGGUGAAGAUGCCAAUGUCAAUGUGCUCUACUGUCACUGUCCUGACCCGCAGACCCCAUUGGAGGAACAGGCCGGUGGGCUAGAUGCGCAAUUCAGGCGUGGUCUGUUCAAGCAGCUCGGGAUUUCAAAUUUCAGUCCCGAGAUGUUGCAAGAUUUCCUCACCAUCUGCGACCGGCAUGGCUUCAUCAAGCCUUCUGUGUACCAAGGCCAAUACAAUGUACUCUGUCGCGACGUAGAGAAGGACUUACUUCCUAUACUGCGCAGACACGGGAUUGCGUUUGUUGCAUUUAGUCCUCUUGCAGGCGGCUUUCUCACCGGGCGCCUCACCACUGGUGAUGUCGCAGGCACUCGCUUCAGUGAUGGCAACGUCAUGGGACAGUACCUGCGGGUCCAAUAUGACAGGCACGAGAUGCACACUGCAGUGAAAGCUUUGCAAGAUGCACUCAAAAGGGAAGGUAUCGGAAAUGUUGAAGCUUGCUUGAGAUGGAUCUGCUGGCAUUCGGCGCUGAGGGAAGGAGAUGGGAUUAUUCUUGGCGCAAGUAGGUUGGAGCAGCUGAAUAAAAACUGUGAGGCGGUUAAGAGGGGCCCAUUACCAGAGAGCAUUGUGCAGGUAAUGGAUGCCUUGGGAAACAUGGAAGAAAGUAGUUGAGUUGCUUCUGGACUGUAAAAUAUUAAACUUCUCAUACUCUCAGUCAGUCAGAAGCAUGGCUCUGUGGCUGUCUAUGGGGAAUCACCAAAUACUACCGUAAAACGGACUCUUUGGUCUCAAAUAUCUCAAGGUAUGAAGUGAAAAUGAAAUGGGU